This is a messenger RNA of Theobroma umbraticum, 2849 nucleotides long. RefSeq names its product transporter associated with antigen processing protein 1 (gene ABCB26). The record is from RefSeq and is a predicted model, not a curated record. Gene Ontology annotation, molecular function: ATP binding; ABC-type oligopeptide transporter activity; ATP hydrolysis activity. Gene Ontology annotation, biological process: transmembrane transport. NCBI's taxonomy places the organism in Eukaryota, Viridiplantae, Streptophyta, Magnoliopsida, Malvales, Malvaceae. Gene Ontology annotation, cellular component: membrane.
GAAGCAAACUAGCGCCAAGCUCAAGCUCCCGAUAGAGUUUUUUCUACCCCCUCUUCGAAAGGAAAUGAUUUUGAUCCAUGAAAUACCAAAAUCUCCCUUCCUAUGUAUCUAAUUUUACACCUCCAUGGCCAUCGCUCUGUCCUCCUCCAUUCUCAAGCACAAAACCAAAACGACAGCGCUUCAAGUCUCCGGCUUCCGAGUUUUCGCCUCCAAACAGAAGCAAAACUGCAGAUUUCCCAAAAGUUCUGUCAAAGAAAUGCUCCGGGGGUUUGGGAGCUGUCCAGCCACGUGACAGCUGGUGGAGCCUCCGUGAUAUCGAAGCUCCAAAAUCCUCAUCGGAGAAGCCUGUUACUGUUUGGAUAGCUCUUACUCGAAUGUGGAGCUUGAUCGGAGACGAUAAGUGGAUCAUCUUUCUCGCUAUCGGUGCUUUGAGUAUAGCUGCUGUUUCGGAGAUUUCGAUGCCUAGGAUAUUGGCGGCGUCGGUUUUUUCUGCUAACAGCGGCGAGUCCGCAGCGUUUUUUAGAAGCUCGAGGGUGUUGAUAUUAUUGUUAAUUGUUUCAGGAAUUUGCAGUGGCUUGCGAAGUGGAUGCUUUGCCAUAGCAAAUACGAUCUUGGUUAAGCGUCUUAGGGGAAGCUUAUUUGCAUCUCUUAUUUUUCAGGAUAUAUCCUUUUUUGACACAGAAAUGGUUGGUAGCUUGACAAGUAGGCUUGGAGCAGAUUGUCAGCGACUCUCUCAUGUUAUUGGGAAUGAUAUUCAUCUGAUAAUCCGCAAUGUCAUUCAGGGAACAGGUGCAUUGAUAAAUUUACUGUCUUUAUCUUGGCCUCUCACAUUACCAACUUUGGUGAUAUGUUCUGUUCUGGCUAUAAUAUUUUCUUUUUAUGGCCGGUACCAAAAGAGAGCUGCAAUGUUUGCGCAAGAGUUCAAUGCCUGUGCCAACAAUGUUGCACAAGAAACACUUUCUUUGAUGAGAACUGUCCGAGCUUAUGGAACAGAAGGAGAAGAACUUGGAAGGUACAAGCAGUGGCUGGAUGAACUAGGUUUUGUAAGCAUUCGGGAGAGUGUGGCUUAUGGGUUCUGGAAUAUGAGUUUUCUUAGCCUUUACCGUUCAACACAGGUUCUUGCGGUGCUGUUAGGAGGAAUGUGCAUUAUGAAUUCCCACGCAUCAGCUGAACAGCUCACUAAAUACAUAUUAUACUGUGAGUGGUUGAUUUAUGCUACUUGGAGGGUGGUAGACAAUUCAUCAUCACUAUUGCAAUCCAUUGGAGCAAGUGAAAAGGUCUUCCAAUUAAUGGAUCUCUUGCCUGCUGAUCAAUUCUUCUCAAAAGGAGUGAAGCUGCAGAGACUAAUGGGAAAUAUCCGGUUUGUGAAUGUAUCUUUUCACUAUCCUUCACGGAUAACAGUACCUAUACUAGAUCAUCUAAACCUUUCUGUACAAGCAAAUGAAGUGGUUGCAAUUGUUGGUUUAAGUGGUAGUGGAAAAAGCACACUAGUGAAUCUUAUGCUUCGUCUCUAUGAGCCAGUAAGUGGACAGAUAUACAUAGAUGGUCUCCCACUCAAAGAGUUGGACAUCAGGUGGCUGAGAGAAAAAAUUGGAUUUGUUGGACAGGACCCCCAUCUUUUCAAUAUGGAUAUCGAGUCAAACAUUAAAUAUGGUUGCCCACGGGAUGUUGAAGAGGAAGAUAUAGAAUGGGCUGCAAAGCAGGCCAAUGCUCAUGAAUUUAUUUCAUCUCUUCAACUUGGGUACCAAACCAUUGUUGAUGGUAAUUUGCUUAGUGGGGGACAAAAGCAACGAAUUGCCAUUGCUAGGGCCAUCCUAAGAGACCCUGCAAUUCUUGUCCUGGAUGAAGCGACCAGUGCUCUGGAUGCAGAAAGUGAGUACAAUGUCAAGGGGGUUCUUCAUGCACUGAGAAAUGAAAGUAGAGCUAAAAGAACUGUCAUUAUCAUAGCCCAUAGGUUGUCUACCAUUAAAACCGCCGACAGAAUUGCCGUAAUGGACGGUGGUCGAAUUGUUGAGAUGGGUGACCACACUGAGCUUCUACUCAAGGGUGGGUUUUAUUCUCGAUUAGUCAGAGCCCAAGCAGAAUCCCUGGCUUGAUCCUAAAAUCCUAGGACAUAAAGUACUGGCUGUUGUGUUCUUCCCUCUUUUGCAGCCACUGUGUCCCUUAUCAUACGAUGGAAAAAAGAAAGGUGAAAAGGUAUAUGCAAAGUUCCAGUAUCUUCACUUUUAGUUACAACAAAACAACAAAUAACAAAAAAUACAGUUGUAGAAGAACAGAUGAAAGAGGAGCGAUGGGAUUAAGAUGUGAUCACUUGUUUCAUCAUAGAUUCUCAAGGGCUUCAGUGGAGAAAUCUCCUGGCUGAGGAACUUGCUGGUGAGGUAGGCCUUUCACUCCCUCACUUUCCUUCACUGCUUUCUUCCCACUUCUUUCCCUAGCAUCCAAAUUUUCCUUCUUUCGAGCUUCAUCAUCAACACCCGGUGGCUCAUCCACCACACCUUUAACUUCCAUAACCGUCUUGCCUUUCGUUUCGUUGCUGGUUUCUUGUUUCUGUUGCUUUCCAUGACCAACAAUUACCGUAGCUAACUUUUAAGAUUUGUUGGGCUUUUUAUAUGUACAAUUAAAUGUAUCUGGUUUUCAUCAAAUGGGUGGCAUUAGCCGUGCUUGAAGUGCAACACGUAUAGUGUUUUGGAGGCAGCUUUAACACGUGUCUUUGAGCCUGUUCUUCGAUUUCAUGCGCUGUAUACUCAUCCUAUGGCGUAUGCCAAAUGGCAAGUUUGCCUAGUGACCUUGGAUUGAACCGUGUGUCAAAGAUUGAAAACAUUUUGAUAUGCUAAAUCUUUCUUGGAGGA